AUGCUCUUCCUCUCCAGUAAUGGCAGUGCUGGCUCGAGCACAAGCUUCAGCUUGAGCUACUCCAAGCACUCCGCCGCCGCCGCACCUGCGCGGCCACUCUCCCCCCUCUCUCCAGAUGUCCCCGCGACAGAUGCACCGAAUGCUAGUGUCAAUACUCCCAGGAGCUUGCGGCAGAGGUCCGGCACUCACAGCAAAAAGCGCUCCUCUGCUGCGGACUUCACACUCCCUCCUCCACCCACCCGUGCGCGGAAGAUCAUUCAAAUGAAGCCCAAAACCCAGACCCAGACCCAGACCCAUACUCAGCAGGCAGCGCCACGGGGUGCUGCUGCCGCUACCGCUACCGCUGCGGGUCCAGAGGGAAAGACCAAGGGCGAAUCUCAUGGUGCUGGUGGUGCGGGAUCCAAGAAGAAACAGGGCAAUGGCCCGACCACCGCAGCGGGGCGCAAAAUUGCGCGCAAGACGGCGCAUAGCCUGAUUGAGAGGCGGAGGAGGUCGAAAAUGAACGAGGAGUUCGCGACACUGAAGAACAUGAUUCCUGCUUGUCGAGGCCAGGAGAUGCACAACAUUGACUAUAUGAACUACCUGGAGCAAUGCUUGAAGGAUCUCAAGGCUGCAAACCGCAAUGGUCACAGCAGUGACAGAACGGACUCUUGCGGCCCAUCCACCUCGUCCACCCCGUGCGCCAACUCGGUGACCAGAACGCGAAACUGCUCGCUGAGCGUCGAUCGCGAAUAUUGCUCCUCCUCCUUACCCUCUCCAUCACGAUCUCCAUCCCCCGCUCCCUCCAAAGAACCGCUACACACCAACCAACCCGCCUUCCGCAAUGGAAACAGCACGACAGCCUCCCCAAGCAUCCACCCGGGAAAUACCAACACCCACGCCCAUGGGUAUUAUGAGCAUGAAUACGAACAUGAACAAACCCACCAACUCCACCGCAACCUCCCACGCUUCACGCACGCCUACCCUCUUCUUCCCAGCCCUGCUCUCCUCCCGACCUCCUCCGCCUCCUCCUCCUCCUCCUACGACAUCACGUUCCCCCCCAUAGAUCCACACCUACACCAAACCCGGCUCGAAACCAGUCUCCCCCCGGGUCCGCCCCCCCUCACACAUGCGGCACAGAUACCAUCUUCCGCUUCCGUGCCCUCUUCGUCCGCAUCCACCACCACCACCACCUCCUCCUCCUCCUCCUCCUCCACGUCCUCAACCUCAUCAUCCUCCGCCGCGACAAGCGCGAACCCAUCCCCCGUCAUCGUCGCGCAGGAUACCCACCACCACCACCACCAACACCACCGUCACCAUCUGGAUAUGGACCACGAGGCGACGGCGGCGCUGUUGAUGUUGAAUGUUGAUCGGAGAGGGGCUGGGGUCGGUGCCGGUGCCGGUGCCGGUGCUGGUGCUGGUGGUGAGGACACGGGGGUAAUGGGGGUGGAUGCGGGAGGGGCCGGAGCGGCGAGGCGGAAGCACGGCGGGAUGAGUGUGCGGGAUUUAUUGAGUCAUUGA
Histoplasma capsulatum G186AR is the source of this 1500-nucleotide messenger RNA. RefSeq lists its product as uncharacterized. Lineage: Eukaryota; Fungi; Ascomycota; Eurotiomycetes; Onygenales; Ajellomycetaceae. The record is from RefSeq and is a predicted model, not a curated record. Bases 1 to 1500 code for a protein of 499 amino acids. Gene Ontology annotation, molecular function: protein dimerization activity. The transcript has 2 exons.